AGGAAAUACUCUCUCCCACCCCACUUCAACACCCUCUCUUCUUUAAAUCAAAUCUCAUCCUGGGUUAUCGACUCCAUAAUUGACGUUUUCUUUCCACUCGAGACCUGUAGAAAAGGAAAAGAAAGAAGAAAAGAAGAAGAUGAUGCAUCGUCAUAUAGCAACCAAGAGCAAUCUUGUCGAUUCAAGUCCUGAAACAAACAACAACGUUAACUGUCUCCCUCUCUGCCCCAAGCCUCGUCGUCCUAGACCCACCAUCCCCAAUUUCCUCGUCCCUCUCAGAUGCGCUGAUCGCAUCCACAGCCAAUCGAGUGGCGAAGGAAGAAAUGGGAUUCUGAAUAUCAUUGCUGGAAAGAAUGUUGAAGGGAGAGAUUGCUUGUGCUCCAAUUGCUACCCAUCGUGUUAUUCGGGUUCGCCUCCACGAAGAACAGAGAAUCCGCUCGUUCACGACGUGUAUUUCCUUCAUCAAAUGGAGCUUCUUUCACCAUUUUCGCACACCAAGCUCUCGGAGAAGUUCAGCUUGACCUCUGCCUCUCCCACAUGAAUAGAAACAAAUAUGUCAUUUGCUCGCAAGGGGUGGACAGAGAUUUGGUUAUUUUACGUAGCUUUGUAUUAGUGAGUUUACUUGUACAAUCUUGAUUUCUUGAGUCGUGGAUCUUCGUAAUGUAAAUACA
Messenger RNA from Momordica charantia (bitter melon), 671 nucleotides. RefSeq lists its product as uncharacterized. Lineage: Eukaryota; Viridiplantae; Streptophyta; Magnoliopsida; Cucurbitales; Cucurbitaceae. The record is from RefSeq and is a predicted model, not a curated record.